Molecule: messenger RNA, 2958 nt
Organism: Acipenser ruthenus (sterlet)
Lineage: Eukaryota; Metazoa; Chordata; Actinopteri; Acipenseriformes; Acipenseridae
Product: adenosine receptor A1-like
Exons: 2
Coding region: 1359-2339 (326 amino acids)
Biological process (GO): G protein-coupled adenosine receptor signaling pathway
Cellular component (GO): synapse; membrane; dendrite
Molecular function (GO): G protein-coupled adenosine receptor activity
Source: RefSeq, a predicted model, not a curated record
UGAUUACAAUGGUGCACAUUUACACAAAGAGUUCUCGGUGCGCACAAUGCUAUUCUGCAAUGUACACUGUUAUCAUUAUAAAUGUGUAAUAAUGACAAAAACGACGCGCUGCAGUGAUCCGGGGUCUGGACAAGUAAACCGCGCGCGGUGCGUGCUACGGCGUGUAUUUUGUGUAGGUUGGCAAUUUCUUUGUCAGGUGGGUUUUUUUCGUAUCUUCACUUGAUUGCGCGACGAGUACCACCAAUCGCAAGCCUGAAGCGAGCUAGCGUCAAGACUUUUUUGGGGGGUCUAUCUCAAUGAAAUUGCAAUAAAUCCACAGAUAAUAGCGUCUGUAUAAGAUUGACUACUAGCUGCAGCCACGCUUUCUGUAUAAAACGCGGUCGCUUUCUCUUUUCACUCAAGGUGCAGCGGUGAUUUGGAGAAGGACAAUGGCGAACAACAGCCCCAUUUCAAGACCAGUUCGGUACGGGUAUGCUGGGUUCGGAAACUUCGAUUGACGGGACAAUUAGAAUUAGGAUCCGCUACUACCCACCCCCUGCCAUUGACGUGCUAGUGUACAAACAUACUGGCAUUUCUUAAAGGGAGGAGUGGCAGAGAGGGACGGUGUGGAGUGCUGACUCGCAGAGCUGCUGGUAGUAUCUGCGUUCAGACGCUGUUUUCAGAGCCGCUGCAUUCGCUCGCUUUAUCACCUUUCCACACCAAAGCUGCGGGGAGUGACGGGACUCGGGCACAGAGCUGUAACGCGUGUGGUUUGAAGUGAGGAUCUUUGCUGCUGUUUCGUGAUCCUUGAUUUUAUAUAUGUAUCAGGAUUUGACCUGUACAAAGACUCCUCGCUGGGUGAUUCCGGAGACGGGACGGCAUCGUUAAUGAAGGUGAUUUCUGGAACAGGACAAUACAGGCGGUGUGUAUUGGAGGAGAAUGCUGGACUGGUCCGCCUAAAAAUAUCCCAGGUCCAGAUUCAGAUCCCCAUGUGCUCUACAGCGCUGGGUAAGCAUAACUGCUGUUUCAAAGAGCACGGGUUUUGCAAUAUCGUCGGGCUGGGAGUGCGCUUGUACUGAAAAUCACAGCUAGCUAAUAACAUUGCGUUUUAUCUCCCUGCAUUGAUUUUUUUUUCAUAAAACCUUCAUUGGAAACAGACGGGACGGAAUGCGCUCGACCCGAAUAACGCAAUGAAAAUGGAUUGUAUUCUAUCGCCUCUCUCCUCUUGCGACUGUAUUUUGAUUGCUGUGUGUGUCGCUACGGUUUGCUGACUGCGGUGUGCUGAAUAAUGCCAGUUUACCGGAGGCAUCCCUGAGACGCUGUAUCAUACCGGGUUGGUGAUAAAGGAACAGGCUGUUUCCACAUCAGCCAGGUGCACAAUGAUGUCGACUCCCAUCUCGGAUUCCCAGGCCCUGUAUAUCGCGGUGGAGCUAUUCCUUGCGGUGUCCUCUGUGCUGGGUAACGUGAUGGUGGUUUGGGCUGUCAAGAUUAACCGGGCACUGAGGGACACAACGUUCUGCUUCCUCGUUUCCUUGGCCCUCGCUGACAUCGCGGUGGGUGCGCUGGUCAUCCCUCUGGCGAUAAACCUCAGCAUCGGACUCCAAACCCAUUUCUACAGCUGCCUGCUGGUAGCGUGCAUCGUGCUGGUCCUGACGCAGAGUUCAAUCCUGGCACUGCUAGCCAUAGCCAUUGAUCGGUACCUGAGGGUGAAGAUACCGACAAGCUACAGGAGGGUGGUGACUCAGAAGAGGGCCGGAGUGGCGGUCAUGGUGUGCUGGGCAGUGGCCUUCAUUGUGGGGUUCAUCCCCAUGCUGGGCUGGAACAACCUGGAGAAGAUCAACUCCACAGACCUCCUGGUCACCUGCCAGUUCGAGAACGUCAUCAGCAUGGAUUACAUGGUUUACUUUAACUUCUUCGGGUGGGUCCUGCCCCCGCUGGUGCUGAUGCUGCUGAUCUACACGGAGAUCUUCUGCAUGAUCCACAAGCAGCUCACCAAGAAGGUGUCGGCCAGCGCCUCCGACCCCAGCAGAUAUUACAACAAGGAACUGAGACUGGCCAAGUCGCUGGCACUGGUGCUCUUUCUGUUCGCUGUCAGCUGGCUCCCCCUUCAUAUCCUCAACUGUGUUACCUUGUUCUGCCCCUCCUGCAAGAAACCAAUGGUCCUGACUUACAUCGCCAUAUUCCUGAGCCACGCCAACUCAGCCGUGAAUCCCAUCAUAUACGCGUUCAGGAUCAAGAAAUUCAGAACAGCCUUUCUCACAAUCUGGAGGCAGUACUUCUGUUGUAAGAAAACCCCCGAUCUGGAGGACAAUCUCCAGAACGAGAAAACCGACCAUCAGGAAGUUCAGAACGCUGUCUGACCUGCAGCUGCGUGAGACACAAGCAGCUUUCACUGUCCCGUUCAUUAUCUAUAUAAGCAUCAAGAGAGUGGCUUUUUAUUAUUUAUUUAAAAAUAGUGCUCGGUUGAUUUUAGUAAAGCUGCACAGUGAGUGUGUCGUGUAUUGCACCAUGAAACCACUCUGUACAAUCCCACCUCGUUCGCAAUAAUGACCGUUCACUGCCAGUUAUCAUGCCGGCAGAGACUUUUGAAAAAGACAAAAGACACUUUUCUUUAAUGAAUGACUGAUAUCAAUCUGCACUGAACAGCGUAAUCACAUGUGAUAUAUGAUUUAAAGCCUCCAUACUGUACCGUCACUAUACCCGCACAGCGAGUGGGACAGUCUUGAGGGAAGUUUGAGAGACGCAACACUUUGGGUACUAAAUGGACACGGUCUGAUUUGUAGCAUGUGUAUUUGUAUGUUGUAUUACUAACCUUGUUUUUCAGUAGUGCUGCAUAUUAUAUUAACGUGUGUAAAGUUAUGGAUGAUGAAAAAACGAUCAAUGGUUGUAAUAUGCAAUCUAUUGAAAGGGUAGCGUUGUGACCCAGAGAUCCAGACAAAAGUCCCGUUAGACCUAAAUAAAGAGACUCUUAGAAAUCCA